AUGAACCGGCUCUGGAACAUCAGGCAUUUGGAGCCACUCCAGGGACCCCGGAAGUGGGUCCCCACCCUGGGCGAGCUGCAGAAGACCCUCCAGAAGGGCGAGUACUUGCCCCUCCGCCCGCUGCCCAUGUUCGAGAGUAACUUUGUCCAGGUGACCAGUCGAGGGGCCCCAGUGUACGUGUACCACAGAACCAACCGAGUGACCAUGGGCGUGGCCGCCUCCCUGCCAGGCCUGGUGUUUCCAGACAUCCUGCUGAUGGCCCAGCCCCCUGAGGGCAGGGGGUGCUCCAGCCUCGUCCUCACCAGGAUGAUCCCUCUGGACCUGGCCCACCUCUAUGUCCACGACCUGUCUGCCUGGCGCCUGAAGCUGCGUCUGGUCACGGGCCGCUACUAUUACCUGGAGCUGGACGCCCCUGACGAUGAGGUCAGCUUCCUGUUUGACCGCUGGAUCCGCCUCAUCAACCUGCUCCAUCAGCGCGCCACCUCCUGGGCCCCCAGGACCCUACACACGCCCCCCACGGACCUGGGCCACGUGGCACCUCCUGCCUCCACCUGGCGCCUCCAGACCCUCGGGUGCAAAUUCAAGUCUCAGGCCACGGCUGACUCCGUGCCUCUAGUCUGGUCGCAGCUGGAGCAAGAUGACAGGAGAAAGAAAUCUACAGAAAAGAAGUCCCAACCGGACUUCUCCCCUGAGAGACCUCAAACCGAAAUCCACGUUUCCGAGAAGCCCAGCGUCACCAUUCGGACCAUCUUCAGCAUCAUUUCCAAUACACCUGACCGCAUGGCAUCCUCUUCCAAGGGUUGCUCUGAUUCUGAGGGGGCCGCAUGCCUGGCGGGUUUACUUGAGACCCAUUCGCUCUGUAUCUCGGAGGACGGCCCUGAAACGCCGUUGCCGCGGCAACAGGACGCGGACGGCCCGAUGGACGCGGAGCCCAGCACCUUGUCCACGUCCUCGCUCUGCCCCGCCGCCUGCCCUCCUGACUUCCGCAGGUGCAACGAACAGGUCAGGCCUCUGGACUCCGUGCCGGGACCGUGGCCGCCGCCCUCCCAGAAGCCCCCAGCCAUCCCUGCUGCCUCUUGUAAGGCUCCAUUCAUCCUUGACCAGUCCCAGAAGUUCUUGGCUGUACCUGCUCCAUCCCGGAAAGCGCCAGCUUUUCCUGCUGCUCCCCAGGAGGCCCCAGCGACACCUGGCCCAUCUCGGAAGACCCCACACGUACUGGCUGCUCCCCACAAGACCCCAGCCGUGCCUGCCCCAUCUCAGAAGGCCACACCUGCACUUGCUGUUCCCCCAAAGGCGGUGUCCCUCCCUGCUGCAAACAGGAAAUCUGUGUUCCUACCUACCCUGGCCCAGAAGGCUCUGACCUUACGCACACAAUCCCAAAUGACAUUGGACCGUGCCACCACUGGCGUGUUGCCUGCGGGAAGCCACGGAGGAGAUGUGCUCGAGAAAAGCAAGCCUGAAGGGAAGCCAGAGCCUGUGGUGUUGAUGGGCGCCCAGGAGACAAACAUAGUAGAGGUGGGGACUCCGCAAACAUCCCUGGAGCUGCCUUCCACCGCCCCCGAGGAGGCGUCAGAGGAAGUCCUGGUCAGCAGAGCCCAGGGUAGCACCGUGGAUGGCUUGAAGGGCAAGGGCAAGUUGGAGGACACAGUCCGCAGGAUGAAGGAGGAGAUCUCUCUGGACGUGCCGGGCUUCAGAUCCCAGGAGGUGGGGCAGCAGAAGCAGUGGGUCAGGACCCAGGAGCUGGACCUCGAGGAAGCCUCGCAGGGGCAGACCAGGCCCUUCUCAGCGGAAGGGCUCACCCUUGCCAAGCCGAUGAGCAUUGCCAGUUCCAGGGGGCCCUCCUUGAGAUCAGCUCCGGUCAAUCUGCCCUCCUGGCUCUCAACCCAGCAGGGGUCUGCCAAGCCAACUAUGGACACGGUAGCCCUCAGCGCCACCAAGGUGUCCUUGCUGGAGGAGACGCCGUUGGUGGUCGGGGAGCAGCCACAGUUGGGGGCCCGGGCGAAGGGGAACACGCAUCCGUGGGCGGAGGUGGAGGAGGUGCGCCGGGACCCAAAGGGGCCCUCCAAAGCGUCGCCCUGCCCCAAGGGUGCCCCCAGCAGCCCCAAGAGGAAUGCUGCCUCCCUGACUCCCCUUCCUCUGCCCUCAACGAGGCGGGAGGACGUAACCGAGUCGCCUGCCUCGCUGAGGCCUGUCUCAAAGAUGGAGGCCAGGGUCUCCCAACAGCCCAGGAGAGUAUCUCAAGAGCCCAGGAAGGUGCCGGACCAGUGGCCCACGGCCACAGUGGGGUCAUCCUUGGAGACUCUCUUGCCCACUCUCUUGGAAGUUGAGAGUGUGAAGGACACGGCCUCCAAGGUGGAGAAGAUAAAGGAGGAAGUGGGCGUCUUUGCUCCUUCACCCAGGUAUUUGGGGUGA
Molecule: messenger RNA, 2412 nt
Organism: Kogia breviceps (pygmy sperm whale)
Lineage: Eukaryota; Metazoa; Chordata; Mammalia; Artiodactyla; Physeteridae
Gene: GARIN5B
Product: golgi associated RAB2 interactor family member 5B
Cellular component (GO): nucleus
Source: RefSeq, a predicted model, not a curated record